Arabidopsis lyrata subsp. lyrata is the source of this 840-nucleotide messenger RNA. Its product is annotated as protein BUD31 homolog 1. Gene Ontology annotation, biological process: mRNA splicing, via spliceosome. Bases 215 to 652 code for a protein of 145 amino acids. The transcript is spliced from 4 exons. Gene Ontology annotation, cellular component: spliceosomal complex; nucleus. Lineage: Eukaryota; Viridiplantae; Streptophyta; Magnoliopsida; Brassicales; Brassicaceae. The record is from RefSeq and is a predicted model, not a curated record.
UUUGUAUAACCUUUUUGAAAUGUCUUAUAUCCAAAUAAGAGAUAAACAGUAAAAAUAGUGUAUUUGAUUCCAAAGACCGGCCCAAGAUAAACCACUCGUUAAUACCGAUUUCCGAACACAACCCUAAAGAGAGGCUUCUACGACGUUGGUUCUUCUUCCUUGUCCUGCGCCGCGAUCUCUCCUUGUCCAACUUCCCUCGUCCUGUCCAAAGAAAAUGCCAAAGGUUAAAACUAACCGAGUCAAGUACCCAGAAGGAUGGGAGUUGAUUGAGCCUACUCUUCGAGAGCUGGACGCCAAGAUGAGAGAAGCUGAGACAGAUUCACAUGAUGGCAAGAGAAAGUGUGAAACUUUAUGGCCAAUCUUCAAAGUUUCUCAUCAGAGGAGUCGUUAUGUAUAUGAUCUUUAUUACCGACGGGAAGAAAUAUCUAAAGAGCUCUAUGAGUUCUGCUUGGACCAGGGCUAUGCAGAUCGCAGUCUGAUUGCCAAAUGGAAAAAGUCGGGAUAUGAACGUUUAUGCUGCUUGCGCUGCAUACAGCCUAGAGACCACAACUAUGGAACAACAUGUGUAUGUCGUGUUCCCAAACACUUGCGUGAAGAGAAAGUGGUCGAAUGCGUUCACUGCGGGUGUCAAGGAUGCGCUAGUGGCGAUUAAAUUCCACACAGCUUUAUUCGCAAUGCCUGACUGUUUGUUACAAUCUUGUCACUUGUUAAAUCUGGAUUAUGUAUUCUAAAAGGCUAAAACCCUAACUAAAAAAAAAAACCUUGCAAAACCUCUCUACUUAUCAAAUAGUAGGACGUUCGCUGUUUGGUAUUUAGCUGAAUGAAAAGAAUGUUUUACCA